This is a messenger RNA of Penicillium angulare, 276 nucleotides long. RefSeq lists its product as uncharacterized. The record is from RefSeq and is a predicted model, not a curated record. The transcript is spliced from 2 exons. NCBI's taxonomy places the organism in Eukaryota, Fungi, Ascomycota, Eurotiomycetes, Eurotiales, Aspergillaceae. Bases 1 to 276 code for a protein of 91 amino acids.
AUGUAUCCCGGACUUCUCAUUUGGAAUCUUCAAAUCCGUCGAAAGAUCAAGCUGAUCAUAGCGCUUUUGAUGGGCCUCGGCAUAAUCGCAACAGUAUUUGCGAUUGGUAAAAUAAUUGACUUCGGCAUUAUGGGAGCUAGGAGUCAUGCCUAUUUAGGUAACUUGUUUCAUGUUAUCGAAAUGUGGGUAUUGCUAAUUGCUUCAAGUGCUGCUCCGCUUUGGCCUCUUCUCAAGCAGCGAGGGAAGGAAAAGUCAAAAGUAGAAGAGGAACCUUGA